Pimephales promelas (fathead minnow) is the source of this 3174-nucleotide messenger RNA. It is a transcript of the gene rspry1, whose product is annotated as ring finger and SPRY domain containing 1. Gene Ontology annotation, cellular component: cytoplasm. Gene Ontology annotation, molecular function: protein binding; ubiquitin-protein transferase activity. NCBI's taxonomy places the organism in Eukaryota, Metazoa, Chordata, Actinopteri, Cypriniformes, Leuciscidae. The record is from RefSeq and is a predicted model, not a curated record.
AGCUCAAAAGAACCAUUUCGCGGAAAUGAGUCUGACUUCCCAUCACUGACUACACAGAGCGCUCAUUGAUCCUUUAGCUAUUUAUCUCACACCGAUUCCAGUCAGUCAGUGCUUUCAGUUCUCAGUCUAACGGUUACUUUCAUUAUCAAACACUGGCUGGAUCUGUCUUUGUGUGUGGGUCGACAAAUUGUUGAUUGUUGAAGUGGUUGUGUAUGAGAGAACGAAUCAUUUACUUCUUUACUGAGAAGUAAGCACACACACUUCCCGUGUAGUCUUUGUGUUCGGCCUACGGAUCAGUGCUGCUGCAUUUACCGAAAAUUCUCCACUUUACCUGGAGUGAAAACCUACCAAACCUUAGGAUGCGCGUUGACUGCACCAUCAGCUCUGCACGUCUGCAUCUGGCUGCUGAUGGCCUGCAGUAGCACAAUGACUGACAUGUCUACCCGACCCGUACUGAGACACCCUCUAAAGUCCUUCAAAUGAUAUGAUAGUAGCCACCUGGAUUGCAUUCUGUGCCAGCAGGAGCCUCGUGCGGGUUCUACGACUCACCGUAGAACAGCUGCAGUCAGUGCAGUUUUGGCCCAGCCUCUCAUCCGGUGGAGCCAUGGGGAACAGCUGCGUGUGCAGAGAGGACAGUGAUGUCGAGGAGGGAUCAGCCCCUCGCAGGCAGCUCAGGCGAGUGGAUAACUCUGUGUCUGAUCCCCCAGAGGCCAGAGGCAGUCGGCCCAGGGACCCGGUUCGACCGCCCCGGCGAGGUCGAGGGCCGCACGAGCCACGUCGGAAAAAACAAAACGUGGACGGUUUGGUACUGGACACGCUGGCCGUCAUCAGAACUCUAGUUGACAAUGACCAAGAGCCGCCGUACUCCAUGAUCACACUGCAUGAGAUGGCAGAGACAGAUGAUGGCUGGUUGGAAGUGGUGCAGUCUUUGAUUAGGGUAAUUCCUUUGGAUGACCCACUAGGACCAGCCGUAAUAACCCUUCUAUUGGAUGAAUGCCCUUUGCCCACCAAAGAUGCUCUGCAGAAGUUGUCAGACAUGUUGAAUCUGAGUGCUGCUGUGGCGCGUCAGGAUGCCCUCAUCCCAGCCAAACACCGCAACACCACAGCAGUCCUGGGCUGUCUGGCUGAGAAACUGGCUGGUCCAGCGAGCAUUGCGCUCCUCAGCCCUGGAACUCUGGAGUACUUACUGGAGAGUUUGAGUUCUGAGGCCCAUCCCACUGUCAUGCUGUUUGCUCUCAUCGCUUUAGAGAAGUUCUCUCAAACCAGUGAGAACAAGUUAACCGUGUCGGAAUCAUGUAUCAGUAAACGUUUGUCUGUUCUGGAGUCCUGGUCAGAUCAUCCUGACUACCUAAAGCGUCAAGUGGGCUUCUGUGCCCAGUGGAGUCUUGAUAACCUCUUUAUCAAAGAGGGGCGCCAGUUUACCUAUGAGAAGGUGAACUUAAACAACAUCAAUGCCAUGCUGAACAGUAAUGACGUCAGCGAAUAUCUCAAGAUCUCUCCUACUGGACUUGAGGCUCGUUGUGAUGCGUCUUCAUUUGAGAGCGUCCGCUGCACAUUCUGUGUGGAUUCGGGGGUUUGGUACUAUGAGGUUACAGUCAUCACCUCUGGUGUCAUGCAAAUUGGCUGGGCAACCAAGGACAGCAAGUUUCUAAACCAUGAGGGUUAUGGGAUUGGAGAUGACGAGUACUCCUGUGCGUAUGAUGGCUGCAGGCAGCUGAUCUGGUACAACGCUCGCAGUAAACCUCACUCCCACCCCUGCUGGAAAGAAGGUGAUGCCAUUGGCUUCCUGCUGGACCUCAGCAAGAAGCAGAUGAUUUUCUAUCUGAACGGACACCAGCUGCCUCCUGAGAAGCAGGUGUUCUCUUCUGCCACGUCUGGCUUUUUCGCUGCAGCCAGUUUCAUGUCCUACCAACAGUGUGAGUUCAACUUUGGAGCCAAGCCCUUCCGCCAUCCCCCCUCCUUCAAAUUCAACACAUUUAAUGAGUUUGCCUCGCUCGCAUCAGACGAGAAAAUCAUUCUGCCCAGACACCGGCGCCUGGCUUUGCUCAAGCAGGUUAGCAUCAGAGAUAACUGCUGCACCCUCUGCUGUGACCAGAUGGCUGACACUGAACUGAGACCCUGUUUGCACAGUGGGAUUUGUAUGGAGUGUGCCUUACAGCUGGAAACGUGCCCACUGUGUCGCCAAGACAUCCAGACACGAGUCAGACUCAUUUCCCACGUGUCCUGACAUCAGCCCACCAACCCUAGAUGUGGACUUUCCCCCCUCAAGCUUCCAUCCUGUCCAGUCCCCCCAUCCGAGAAAUCAACCUGACCAAUCGAAUCAUGAUGCUGUCUCAGGAUUGGAUGCGGGAGGGUGGACAUUUGACAGAUGGAGUAGACCUUCCUUGAAACUGGAGGGAAGAAGAGAGUGAAAACUACACUGUUGCACUCCAAGGCAGCCCCAAUCAGAUGGUUGUUGAGCGAAGCUGGGGGUUUUUAAUCUGCUUUUCCAGGAACAGAUAAAUUAUGGAACAAAUGCAUCCAUUCUGAUCUGUCUUUGAGUCUCUCCCUCAAGCUCUGGUCAGGGUCUAUUGUGUGUCUGUUCAGACUUGUUGAAUAUAUAUGUGAUGCCCUAAUGUUUUUUUUUUUUAAGUUACAAUCUCAUCAGGAAACACCAGUGUCAUAACCACUUUGUUUCCUCUUUAUGUUCAUGCCUGCCUCAGAAAACCCAUUAUUAUUCUGCUCCCAUCAGACUUGAUUGUACUUGAAACUGUUUUGGUUUGAUUGCCCCACAUUCUGAAUAUGAUUGUGUCUUGAUGUCUUGAUGAAUCAAGACACUGUGAUUUAUUUUUAUUUUUAAUAAUAGUAUUUUACAAUGAUGUAUAAUGCAAAGUCCAUUUAGAAAUAAAUGAAGCCAAAUUACAUUGGGUAAAAUGACAGAAUUGAGUGAGAACUGAUUCCAUCAGACUAAAAAGCAAUCCUUAAAUGAGAUUUGGGGUAAUUUUGUGUGUUUUCUGCCAUGGUUAAUGCACAUAUCAGUGCCCUAAUGCUGCUGAUGCUAAAUGUGAACUUUCUUAAGCAGUUAGAGACUGAAAUCUCCAGCGCUCCCAAAGAUAAGAGAGUAUGAUUGAAUUAAGAAUCUUUCACUUUUUUGAAUUAUGAUGUUUGUAAUAAAUGUCUGUUUUAUGUGUUGCA